Molecule: messenger RNA, 4251 nt
Organism: Xenopus tropicalis (tropical clawed frog)
Lineage: Eukaryota; Metazoa; Chordata; Amphibia; Anura; Pipidae
Gene: slc6a16
Product: solute carrier family 6 member 16
Exons: 12
Coding region: 224-2257 (677 amino acids)
Cellular component (GO): membrane
Source: RefSeq, a predicted model, not a curated record
UCCCUGUGGCUGAUGCAACUCCCAGCUCCGCUCUCUCUCUCUAGUGUAAAAAAACACGUGUGACAAGGACUCGCCUUCAGACUGGAGCUGAGUGAAAUGUGGCGGGGUUGCUAGGGAGCCGGACUGCUUUAUAUCUUCUGUAUACGGUUUGUUUGAUGACUUUGGUGCUGAUAAUUUCCACUUGAAAUUUAAUAGCUGCAAAUCUCUAUUACUUGAACAUCCAAUGGAAAAGUCUCUAAAUGAUCUAGAAGGCAGUACUGCUGGAGAGUCCCAGCUUGGUCUGCUACCUGCUGAAUCAGUGGCCCGCCCUACAUGGGGCAGUAAAGUGCAAUAUAUUCUUGCUCAAGUUGGCUUCUCUGUUGGCCUUGGGAAUGUAUGGCGGUUUCCUUACCUGUGUCACCAGAAUGGAGGAGGGUCCUUUCUCUUACUGUACUUUCUGCUGCUUCUCAUCAUUGGCAUACCUCUCUUCUUCCUGGAACUGGCAGCAGGGCAGAGUAUUCGCCAAGGCAGCAUCGGAGUGUGGAAGCACAUCAGCCCACGCCUUGCCGGCAUUGGAUUUGCUAGCUGUGUUGUGUGCGGCUUUGUAGCCCUGUACUACAAUGUUAUCAUUGGCUGGAGCCUUUUCUACUUGUUCAAUUCUUUCCACUACCCUUUGCCCUGGGAGAACUGCCCAACGUUACCCAACAUGACGCAGGAAGUAACAGAAUGUGCCAAGAGUUCGAACACCACUUACUUCUGGUACCGCUCAGCUCUAAAUGUUACAAACACUAUAGAAAGCUCUGAGAUGAACUGGCCCAUGACGGGAUGUCUGUGCCUCGCCUGGUUCCUUGUGUGUGGAGGAAUGAUUAAAGGGAUUAAGUCGUCAGGAAAGGUGAUGUAUUUCAGCUCUGUGUUCCCUUAUGUGGUCCUGUUUUGUUUCCUGAUCCGUGGCCUGUUGCUGGAAGGGGCUGCAGAUGGAAUCCGUAUCAUGUUUACUCCAAAGCUGGAGAUCUGGGGGAACAUACAGGUUUGGAGACAAGCUGCUACCCAGGUGUUCUUUGCCCUGGGCCUUGGAUUCGGAAGUGUGAUUGCCUACUCCAGCUACAAUGACCGUCAAAACAACUGCCACUUUGAUGCCAUCUUAGUGUCCUUCAUUAACUUCAUGACCUCGAUUUUGGCCACUCUGGUGGUAUUUGCCGUCCUCGGAUUCCGGGCCAAUGACCUUACUAGGCAUUGUAUUGAUACAAACAGGGAGAAGAUUCUUUACCUGAUAAGCAAUGGAAGCCUCUAUGAGAACAUUGUGCCAAUGAAAAACCUGACUAAUUCAGAAUACAGCCAGUGGUAUGAAAUAACAAAUAACACGUUGAACUUGCAGCAGUAUGGCAUCUCAGACUGCAGAGUGGAAGAUGUAAUGAAUGAGGGUGUAGAAGGCACUGGAUUGGCUUUUAUUGCUUUCACUGAAGCCAUGACACGCUUUCCUGCCUCCCCGUUUUGGUCUAUAUUAUUUUUCCUCAUGCUUCUCAACCUGGGACUUAGCACUAUGUUUGGGAACAUGCAAGGAAUCAUUACCCCUUUGCUUGACAACUUCCCAUAUUUGCGCAAGAAAAAGACUAUAUUCACAGUCAUCUGCUGCAUUACUGGCCUCUUGAUUGGACUGAUAUUUGUGCAACGAUCUGGAAGUUACUUUGUAUCCAUGUUUGAUGACUAUUCAGCCACCUUACCUCUCAUCAUCGUUGUGAUAUUUGAGAACAUAGCAGUGGCUUGGGUGUAUGGCGCAGAAAGAUUCAUGGAUGACAUAGGAGGGAUGCUGGGCCAUCGCCCUUGGAGAAUAUACAAAUACAUAUGGCAGUACAUUAGCAUCCUGGGUAUGAUUGGACUCCUGCUUGCCAGUUUGAUCAGAAUGUGCAUCGAGUACCCCAGGUACCAGGCUUGGAAUCAAGAGCAGGCCAAGAAAGAGAUGCUGGAGUAUCCACCUUGGGCUCUUGGCAUGCUCACCAGCCUGAUCAUAGUGGCCGCCUUACCUAUCCCCAUAGUAUUCCUAAAGCAUAUCAUACAAGACUGGAUACUGAAAUGGAAAACCAAGACCUAUGGUGAUUGCGACUACACCCAGGGGAACACAGUGGAUGACAUGAUUGGGCCAAUAGUUGAGAGUCCUGCAGACCUGGGCUAUGUGGGAAAUGGCUACCUGCCAGUGGAAAUGGAAGACUUUGCAGAAAGAGGGAAACUUACAACUGAAGAAGACUUGGAUGAUGCAGAAGAAGACACUGCAAAUGGCUAAUUCGAGAACAACUGAGCUCUGGGGGAUCAUUCUGGGUUUUGGAAAUGAUGCAGUUUGUUGUGCGAUCAAAGAAGACCUACAAACCAUAAAUAGACUGCAUGACUGCCAGCAAGGCUUCUCUAGAACAAAUCAGUGAUUACUUUAAGAGAAUGCUUCAUGCUGCAUGCUCUAAUAAUGAGAAUGACUGCGCCCAUAUGGAUACAUCAGUAUUUUGUCACCUUACCUCUUCAGCUCAUUAGAUUAUAAGAAAAAUAGUGGCGCUUUUUUCAGCAAGAAAAUGGUUCAGAUAUUUUCCAGAACAACCAUGUUUUCUAAAGCAUGCAGAGUGCAGUAACUCUGAAGCUAGAAAAUGAUUCCAGAAGACGGCACGUGGAGUACUCAGAAGAGGAAAUCAAGUAAUGUUGCACCACUAGCACUUUGAUUGGUCAGUCACAGAAUGGUGAAAUAAUUCAGCUCGUUCUGUUCUGACUGUUUGUUGGACCACAUAGUCAGGGGUUAUACUAAAUGUUAACGUGUGACCCUCGUAAUCCUUGUCUAUACUGCUGGUUAUUUGAAAAAAAAAGUUGUACCCAACUGGUUUUUUUUUUUUUUGUGCUAUAUUUUCUAUAAAACUAAAAGAUAUGUAUGUUGGUGCUUCCUUGAACAUGGACAUUGGAAGGACCAAUUCUCUUCCAUCUCCCAUAAGAUCUGAGCUCAAGACCGAAAAAAGACUUACCCCAGGAAUAGGUCUCUCUGUGUCUUCACGUGUACCUGGAAUUCUAAUACUGUAAAUAGUUGAUAUUUAUGGUUCUGCGUUCAAAAAUAAGAUUUUCUCAUGGGAUGUACAUUUUUGAGAAAGCCUUUGACAGGUUUGUUUAUUUUUAUGCUAUGCAUAACAUUUUUUAUGAUGCCAUAGCAGUUGUGUUUUUUUGGAAUGAAUAAUCGGUUACAUUAAACGCUCUGUGAGGCCAUAGUCAACUUGGGAAUUGCGGAUUGUAAUAGUGUUUCGUUGUCAUGGCUGGUCUUAGAGCUACAGUCCUAGUAAUCAUAGGUCCUAAGUGCCAUUGAGGUUUUAUACUGAAGUAGUACAGUCCUUUUUGGAACUGGUCGAUUCAUGUUUUUGUAUCCAAGCAGGUUUUUCACUACUACAAAACUACACGCUAACGAGAAGAUUUUCUCAUUAGAUGUACAUUUUCAAGAAGACCCUUGACAGGUAUGUUUUUUUUUUUUUUUUUUUUUUCAUGCUAUGCAUAAAUUUUAAAUGAUGCUAUAGCAGUUGUUUCUUGGAAAGGAACAGUCCGUUACAUUUUAGAUUCUUUUUGACUUGCCAUAGUCAACUUGGGAAUUGCGGAUUGAAGUUACAGUUUCACUGUCAUGAUCUGGUCUUAGAGUUACAGUCCUAGCAAUCAUAGGUCCUAAGUGCCAUUGAGGUGUCAUACUCAAUCAUACAUACAAUCAUUUUUGGAACUGGAUGAUUCAUGUUUUAUGUAUCGAAGUUUUUCCCUUAUACAAAACUACACAUGUAGACAAGGGAAUUAAGCUCUGUUAAACAGAUGUUUUUUUUUUUUAAAUGCUGUUUCUGUGAAAGAUUUCCAAAUGUUGAGGAUUACCCAAUUCCCACUUAAGAAAGUUAUUUGAACACUUCCUUGUCACCUAUAGGUAAAGCCUAUAUUGGGAGUUAAUUUACAGCUAACUUCUUUAAAAAUAACAAAAACUUCUAAGGGUUUUGGCACACAGGGCCCCAUGCGGCAUUGCCAUAAAGGUUUUCCAUUGUCUGCUCUUGAAAAGUAAAAUUUUAUUUGUCUAUUUGCUACUUUGUUCUUUACUAUGUGAGUUUCUAAAAUAGAUUAUAUAUAUAUAUAUUUAAAUUUCAAGCUACAGAAAUUGAGCAGUAUCUUAUUUAACUUCAAGCACACUCAUAGCUGUUACGUUUAAAUUGGAAGAAAAUAUUUUUUUAUUUAUUUUGAAUUUAAUUUCCAGUGUGCCAGUUUAUUAAUAAAGUUGUUUCAAGUUGG